Physcomitrium patens is the source of this 1426-nucleotide messenger RNA. RefSeq names its product syntaxin-52. Gene Ontology annotation, biological process: intracellular protein transport; vesicle fusion. Lineage: Eukaryota; Viridiplantae; Streptophyta; Bryopsida; Funariales; Funariaceae. Gene Ontology annotation, molecular function: SNARE binding; SNAP receptor activity. Gene Ontology annotation, cellular component: SNARE complex; endomembrane system. The record is from RefSeq and is a predicted model, not a curated record.
GUCUUUCCUCCAUUCUCGUGCUCCCUCCCCGUCCAUCACUGUAUUUUCCCCGAGUCGCUCCUCCAUUUCGUUCUCGCACAAUUCGCUGCGGACGAGCGGUUACGCGUCUGGGGUUAGGAAGGGGAGGAGCAGGAGCGGGAGGAAGGAGUUUGGAGCUGGAUUGGGAAGGCUUUUUGAUUAUGUGGGGCGGUUUUUACUUGGAGAAUUAGAGUAAUUUUGAGCGGAGUUUUUAUCUGUAAAGGUUGGAAACCCUAGAGAGGUCAGGGAAGGAAUCAAACGAGAGUGGGUGAAGAAAUUAGUGGAUAUUUUUGUGGAAUUUGUGGGAAUUUAUUUUUAAGCAAUCUUUGGACAUUCUCUGUGACGAUUUUAUGCAUCUAGUGGUUGGGUUUUGAGAGCGUUAGUCGAAAUCGUGAGGGUUUGAAAAGGGGUUGAAUCGAAGGAGAGGUUGGGGUGGUGAGGGGGAUGGCGGACUCAUGGACGAAAGAGUUUCAAGAGGCCGUUCGGCUGACGGAGGACAUAGAAGGGCGGAUUGCGGAAAAGAAUGCUUUGCCCCCUCACUCGAGCGAGAGCAUUCGAAUUGUUUCUGUUACUCGAAGGAAACUGGCGAUGCUUAACAACAAGCUGGAUCGCCUCGAAUCUCUUCUUCAGAAUGGCUCUUUGAAGUCCAGCUUGUCUGAAAAGGAGUUGUAUCGUCGGCAAAAUAUGCUUGUCGAUAUCCGCUACAAAUCCAAACAAAUGUCUGCAUCACUUUCCUCUGCACAGGAUAACAGGGCAAGUUUGAUGGAAGGUGGUAUUGCCCCAGUGGAGACCGGCCGAACACAGGGUUUGGAUAACAGCGGACUUGUAAAGUUACAAAGACAAAUAAUGAAAGAGCAAGACCAAGAUCUAGAGAGUCUCGAGAAAACAGUAAUGAGUACUAAACACAUUGCGCUUGCUGUUAAUGAAGAGCUGAAUCUUCACACUCGUUUACUGGAUGACAUGGAUCAGAGUGCAGAUGUAACGAAUAACAAGCUUUUGGCGGCACAGAGAAGACUUGGGUUUCUGAACAAGAACCUAGGGCAGGGAUGGUCCUUGAUGACUAUGAUUUUUUUGAUGGUUGUGGUGGUGGUCUUGGUCUUGUUCUUAUUCAAACUAUUGUAGUACUGGCGUCUCUCAACUGGUGGUUGGAAUUUGUGUGAGCUAGGGUUUAGUAUUAUCGCACGAUCAUGUUUCAUAAAUCGUGUUGAUGGUUGUGAUGACUGGGAAUGCUUUAGGAGAGGUGUGUUGUUUUUCCACUGCUCGGCAAGCAAGUGCUCAAAGUAGCAUGUGUGGAAAAUCUUUGUUGCUGAAGUGCACAAACAUGUGUAUAUUGGUUGAUGUAUCCCUUAUAAUUGCACAUUGCAAUCAGUUGGACUAUGAGAAUAUUGCAAAGGAUGCAUUAUUGUUA